AUGUCUAAGCCCACUGAGCUCAAACCUCAAGGCCAGGUCGCCUCCCCGACCGAGGACAUGAUUGAAGAAGGCGAUUCCCAGCUUUCUAGCCAUCCAGAUGAGCCGCGUCGUGAGGAAUGGCGUACAAGUAUCAUAGGCACAAUCACGGGGCGUCUCACAGAUACCGGGCACUUCAGAAAAGUGUUCUUCGCAGGAUUACUUGCGACUGUUGUCGGCAUUUUUGCAUCCUCAUUCUGUCAUCGAUUUAAGGAAUAUUUAGUCACUCUUGGCAUUGCCGUGGGUGUGGGUAAUGGGUGCCUAUUUUGCGCAAUGCUCACUGUUAUGUCCUCAUAUUUCGAUAAGAAACGUGCGAUAGCAAUUGGAGUUGCUGCGUGCGGCUCUGCCUCGGGGGUGCCAACGUUUAUCUACGUCCGGGGAUGCCCAAAAAAAACCACUUCCAAAUUGAUCGACUGGUCGGCUUUUCGAAACACAAGCUACAACCAUUACGCCACUGCUUCCUUCUUUUUAGUUCUCGAGAUAUUUCCCUAA
Fusarium oxysporum Fo47 is the source of this 528-nucleotide messenger RNA. RefSeq lists its product as uncharacterized. Gene Ontology annotation, molecular function: transmembrane transporter activity. Lineage: Eukaryota; Fungi; Ascomycota; Sordariomycetes; Hypocreales; Nectriaceae. The transcript has 4 exons. Gene Ontology annotation, cellular component: fungal-type vacuole membrane. The coding region runs from base 1 to 528 and encodes 175 amino acids. Gene Ontology annotation, biological process: transmembrane transport. The record is from RefSeq and is a predicted model, not a curated record.